AUGCCAACAAACAGACGACACCGCGUAGCCCUCCAAGUGGAGGUGACAAAAUGUUGUACACGCCGCAGCUUCGAGGCUCACGUGGUUCCGCAAAAUUAUGCUGAAGAUGCCUUCUUUGCGGCUGCUGGCAAUCGGUGUGCUGGGCCCAGCCAGUCCGAGAUGAGCAAGACCUUGAACAAGCAUCUGAGGUAUGCACAUUCGAAGACAAAGGCCUGUGAAGAGUGGUCCUUGCUUGAAUUGCAAGAUUUCAUGGCCACUGUCCUCGGGCACCGAAGCCAAGACCUGCAGAAGAUUUACGAGGGCACCGCGGAUCGCCGAAGCGUUCCCAAGGAGUUGGCUGAGGUGCGGCAGCAGUGGGCCAAGUCAAAUCGCAUUCUCCAAGGGCUCGCGCACCUCGAAGCACCCCAGCGAGAGGCUCACUGCAGAGAGGCUGUGAUGUGGUGGGUGCACCACCUCGAUACAGAAAAGCGAGAAGAGCUUGAACGCAGCCUCACGGUACCACUUCUUCCCGAGAGCCCGAAGCUGCCGUGUGGGUCGACCGGUAUGCUUCGAUCGGACGGCUCAAAUGCCACACUGGAGACCCUGGAAGAUGAGACCCAUGUUUGCAGCAAGGUUAACGAGGCGAACUCCUGCGACUGGUGCCACUCGACACAGGCAGAUCAUGACAAGGGCCUUCCUGGUACAUAUCCGCCGGAUGCCACCAAGAAGUCUACCGGCCCAGACGAUGGAAACCCGCAGGGCUGGAACCGGACACGUCGCUGCGACCAGGAUCAGAUGCCACGGUGUGGACUUUGUGAGGGGGUUGGCGGAAUGGCUUACGGUGAUGCCAACGACAAGAUUGUUGUCACGCCUUGCCAGCCGCUUGCGAACGCUAGCCAGGUGGAUCCAAGCACUGUCACGAAGCCUCUGUACCCCAAGAAGUUCACCAUCCGACGGAAGGACGGCAAGCAGGGUGGCUAUUCGGACACACUGAUAGGGUGGAAAACAGAUCCAUUCUGCUUCGGAUUCUUCCCGCAGAACGAUUCCACGAAGCCGAUGUGCUACCGAAGCGAGGAUGCAUAUGUCAAGUACUAUGACAUCGACCGUGAAGCUCAGCGUGCCGAGUACACCAUUCACAACGGGGGAUUGCUGCUUGACAGCCCGAG
This is a messenger RNA of Symbiodinium necroappetens, 1145 nucleotides long. The record is from the annotation of a GenBank genome assembly. NCBI's taxonomy places the organism in Eukaryota, Dinophyceae, Suessiales, Symbiodiniaceae.